Messenger RNA from Drosophila virilis, 1863 nucleotides. RefSeq names its product 26S proteasome non-ATPase regulatory subunit 5. Lineage: Eukaryota; Metazoa; Arthropoda; Insecta; Diptera; Drosophilidae. Gene Ontology annotation, biological process: proteasome assembly. The record is from RefSeq and is a predicted model, not a curated record. Gene Ontology annotation, cellular component: cytosol.
GUCACACUGACCGUGACUAGCGGCUUUGGCUGUCACAAUUUUAUCAAUAAGCAGCCAGUUGCUUGACUUAUUAUUUUCGUUUAAUAUAAAAAGUUGAAAGUUUUUGUGUUCGCAAGCAAAGCAGAGAAACGCAACGAGCACACAAUGGAGGAGGAAUGGUGGCAAACCAAUUUGCGCGAGCUAAAUGCAAAGGGUAAGCGCAUGGAGACGCUCACCAGUAUGUUUACGAAAAUCAACAAACAAUCGGCCCUGCCGCGCCAUAUAAUUGAGUCGCUGUUGCGCGCGCCGGCGCUCUACGAAUGUGCCAUCGUCGAGGAUGCCGACAAAGAGCCACUGGUGAAUAUGUCCACUGACUUUAUACGCAGCUGCCUGGACCAGCUGCAGCUGGACAUGAGCGAUGCGAAUCUGCCGCAGCUGCUCAACCCCGCGCUGCAUCAUUCUAAUCCCGCCCUGCGUGCCUUGGUGCUCAACAAUCUGCUAAAGGAGCUGCGCCGCCAGACUAGCGACAGCGCAAUACAGACGCUGCCCAGCAACGAGUUGCUCGUCUAUGUGCUAGACGAGCUGCAACAGCCGGAGACGCAGUGCAGCGCCGCCGCCAUCAACAUAUUGACCAUUGUGCUCAGCCAGUGGCUAAAUGAUGCCGGCGUCCAGUCCAAGCUGGUGCAGCUGCUGCAGCAGAACGAAGUGGUACGCUGUCGCGCCUACGAGUUGGGCGUCAUGCUGGCCAAGCGCAGCGCCGAUUCUCUAAGCUCCGUCGAGUUCAUACUGGAUGCAGCGCUCGGCGAGUUGGACAACGACGAUGUGCUGCUGCAAGCGAGCGUGCUGGAGAUACUGGUGCCUUUGGCCGAGCAGAAUCACGGCCUCAGCUACAUGGAGCGACGUCGCGUCUUCGAUAUCAUCAGCAGUCGCGUGCAGCGCAUCGAGGAGCAUCCAUUGGACACCCUGCUCAUACCCAGCAUCAUGAAGUUCUUUGGCAAAGUGGCUGCGGUGCAGCCGCAAAAGAUCAUAGCCGGCUAUCCGCACAUGCUGGCCUGCCUGUUUGAGCUGCUGCAGUCCGGCGAUGAGGCUGUCCUGCCCACGGCCAUGGACACGCUGGCCAAUCUGGCGAGCACCGUGCAGGGCAAGAAGCUAAUGCAUGCACAGUUCCAGCCCGCCAUGCAGCAAACACUGCGCAAGUAUGCGGACUAUAUCAGAAAUCUCUCGCCGCCGCUCAAAAUACGCUUGCUCAACUCUCUGGAUGUCAUCUUUACCCAGGAGACGCCGGCCAGCUCUGAGCUGAGCGCCAUUUUGAAGAACUGGUACGAGUGCUUUGCCAGUGGCCAGCAGCUGAGCCACAUCAUGGAGCUGCUGCACACACCGUUUCCCGAUCUCCAGCUGGCCGCGCUGGGCCUGCUAAAGACCCUCUGCCAAUACCAAUGGGGCAUCAAAGCUGUGCAGGGCACAGCGGGUGCCAUUGAGUUUUUGCUGUCGCGUCAGCCUGAUCUGCACAAGGAUGUCAAGUAUCUAAAGUGGCAGAUUAUGGAGCAGCUGUCGGUUAGCAGCGAGUUUACGGCCACCGAAACGGUGCGCUUCACUGCCUAUGUCAACGAGGGACCAUAUCAUGUCCAGAGCAAUGUCAACAUUGCCACCGAGCCGCAGGGCAAUCAGUAGCCACAGGCGCUAUCACACCUGGUCAGCCGGACACCCACAUUCACACCCACACACUCACACAUACACCCUAAGCAAUACAAGUAGCUGUGAAUGCACUCCAUGCCUGAGGUUAUGCUGCACGCAUAACUGCGCCUGCAUUUACAGUUAAACCACACUUGAGGUUAGUUUUGGGUCUCCUUUUUAACCCAGUUGAAAAAUCCAUUUGAAAAGAAA